AUGGAGGUUCUCGUGUUUGAGGAUGCGCCAAACGGAGUGGUGGCUGCGCUCGCUGCCGGUAUGCAGGUGGUCAUGAUCCCACACGUGGACAUGGAUCGCUCCUUGUGUCCAAAAGCCACAGUUCUGCUCAACUCCAUGGAAGAUUUCCAGCCGGAGAUGUUCGGACUUCCGGCGUUCAACAGCGCGUGA
Messenger RNA from Priapulus caudatus, 189 nucleotides. Its product is annotated as pseudouridine-5'-phosphatase-like. The transcript is spliced from 2 exons. The record is from RefSeq and is a predicted model, not a curated record. Lineage: Eukaryota; Metazoa; Priapulida; Priapulimorpha; Priapulimorphida; Priapulidae. The coding region runs from base 1 to 189 and encodes 62 amino acids. Gene Ontology annotation, molecular function: phosphatase activity.